GAUUUCCUCGUAAGCCGGAUGUGAUCGAGCUGAAGCCGCCGGCGCCUCUUCCCGCGGACUCGCUCUCCCUUUGGAUCAGCGAAAGGGAGCAUUUCCAACCCAGUAGAUAUGGCGGAUUGGCACGCACACUUUCAGAAUGAAGAUGAGGAAGAUGCAGAAGAGGCUGAGGAUAACGAAGAGGAUAUUAGAUACGUUGGAAGAGACAGUUUAAUAUUCCUCAUCGAUGCCUCAGAAGCCAUGUUUGAAAUGAACGAUGAGAACACUUCAGCUUUCGACAUGACUAUUCAGUGUGUUCACAGGGUAUACACCAGUAAGAUUAUCAGCAGUGAACGUGAUCUCUUGGCUGUCGUCUUCUUCGGGACUCAGAAGCACAAGAACUCGGUAGACUUCAAGCAUGUUUACGUCCUCCAUGACUUGGACACACCAGGUGCUAAGCGAGUGUUGGAACUGGACCAGUUCGGGGGAGAGAAAGGGAAGCGUUCCUUCAAGGAUCAGAUCGGACACAGCACGGACGGCUCACUGGCCGACGCUCUCUGGGUCUGCUCCAACCUCUUCAGUGACGUCCGCCUCAAACUGAGCCACAAACGCAUCAUGCUGUUCACCAAUAACGACAACCCCCACGCCAAAGACAGCUCCAAAGCACGAAUGGCCCGGACCAAGGCCAGCGACCUCCGAGAGACAGGCAUCAUCCUGGACCUGAUGCAUCUCAGGAAACCCGGUGGGUUCGACACAUCCCUCUUCUACCGUGACAUUGUCAGCGUCACAGAGGAUGAGGACGGCGCCACUCAAGGCAGGGAAUCGGCCAAGUUGGACGAUCUGCUGCGGAAGGUGUGGGCCAGGGACUACAAGAAAAAGGCCACUACCAGGCUGAACCUGAAACUGGGAGAAGGUGUGGAGCUUUCCGUCGGAGUUUACAACCUGAUCCGGAGUACCAGGAAGCCCACGGCGAUCCGCCUUUACCGAGAAACCAACGAGCCGGUCAAAACCAAAACCCGCUGGUUUAACGGGGAGACAGGCAGCUUGCUCCUGCCCAGUGACACCAAAAAGGCCCAGGUUUACGGACGCAGGCAGAUUGUUCUGGAGAAAGAGGAAACAGAGGAGUUGAUGAGGUUUGAUGCUCCAGGCUUGGUCCUCAUUGGUUUCAAGCCACUGUCUCUGUUAAAGAAGCACCAUUACAUCAGAACGUCCCAAUUCAUUUACCCAGAGGAGACAAUGAUAACAGGAAGCAGCACGUUAUUCAGUGCGCUGCUCACCAAGUGCCUGGAGAAGGAUGUGUUCGCUGUUGCUCGGUACAUUCCCCGGAGGAACACCCCACCCCGGUUCGUGGCCCUGGUCCCACAAGGGGAGCAGCUGGACGAUGAGAAGGUGCAGACCAUCCCUCCAGGAUUCCACCUCAUGUUCCUGCCUUACGCUGACGAUAAGAGGAAGGUGGAUUUUACGGAGAAGACGGUGGCCAACGAGGAUCAGAUCGAGAAGAUGAAGCAAGUGGUGCAGAAACUCCGGUUUAAAUACAGGCCCGAGAGCUUUGAGAAUCCAAUCAUUCAGAAGCACUUCCGUAAUCUGGAGGCUUUGGCACUCGACUUAAAGGAGCCAGAAGAAAUGGAAGACUUGACACUGCCAAAGAUUGAUAAGAUAGACGAGAGGAUUGGGCAGCUGGCCGAGGAGUUCAGGGAUCUGGUCUACCCUCCGGACUAUAACCCAGACGCAAAGAGCCAUAUGAAGAGGAAGCUCGGCAGUGCUGCAGGGCGAGCGGAGAAGAAGCCAAAGCUGACGGAGCCCUUGGGGACGGAGGAGAUCAGGCAGCACGUACAGAGCAGGACCCUGGGAAAGCUGACGGUGCCGGUACUCAAGGAGGUCUGUAAGCAGUACGGUCUGAAAGGCGGCGGCAAAAAGCAGGAACUGAUCGAUGCCGUCACCGGUCACUUCACUGAACAUUGACCGAGGCGAGAAGACGGGGAGGUGGGAGCAGGGGACAUGUAUCUGCAGCAGCGACGCUCUCAGGUUGAUUUAGCCGGGUGGGGGCGCGGUUGGUGCAGAGCGUGCCACCUUCGUGACUGAGGCAUCGCAAUCAUGGAGAUGGCACAACCCCCCCUCCCCCAGCUCUUGCAGCGACCUGUAUCCCGGUCCAAAUCCAACAGAACCGAGGCCCUCUCUGGCUCCAGCAAUCCGAACCUUCUCGUCGUCGUAGGAAUAGCACGGGCUUCCCUGCUGAGCUCUCCCGGGCGAGAAAGUUCAAAAUGAUUAAACUAGCCCACACAAGAUAUUUUUGUACCUCCUCAAAUUUUUCACAAGAUCCCUUUUAUAUUUAACGUUGUACCAAAUGCUUAAAACUUACAUUUAGGGACAUGGUGGGAAAUUGCUGAACUUUGUCUCCCUCCCUGUUGUUUAUUUGAAGGGACAAGUGAAAUUGGUCACAUCCAUGCGCUACUGAUUAAUGACCAACUACAACUGCUCAUGCCCAACGCCAUGAACUUUGGCCGCUCUCUUCGAAACUGCUAGUUAAGAUACACUUGUAGUUCUAGUAAACAGAUUUUUAGUGUGGGUUGAGGGAGACACAGACAGACACAGUUCAGUGGAACAGCACAGCCUCAUGUGAAACCUAAACCACGCUUAACAAAACUAUAAGUUAAUCGGAUGAUUUGGAGACCUCACUUUAACUGCCUGCAGGACUAAGACUCUUCUGAUGAGAGGGGGUAAACCUCUGGGUGACUCUCCCCACCUUUAGCAGCAUCGUAACAGGAACACAAAUGAAAAUGCUGGUAAUGCUGAGCAAUUAAGGCAACAUCAAGGUCUCAGAGGUCAGUACCAGGGUCAGCCCAUUCAGUCUGAUCUCAGUGAGAGCAGCCAGGGUUAAUCUGAGGAUAAGAAUUCACUGGGAAAUUGUAACACAAACCACCUCAUAUCCCUCUUAUUCAGCACACAUCCUUUAUUUUGGGUAUCUGUGUUUUUGAUAGGGAGCAUUUUAUUGCCCGUGUUGUUAAGUUUCCAUCUGUUUUUCUUUUGGAAUCUCUACAGUUUUCUCCCACCCUCCCUCGGAGAUCCCCGCAGCUCCCUCAGAGGUUCCCAUAUCUCCCUCAGACAGCCCAGCAGCCCCCUCAGACAGUCCAGCAGCCCCCUCGGAGACCCAGCUAGACCCCAGCAGCUCCCUCAGACACCCCAGCAGCUCCCUCAGAGAACCCAGCAAACAGCCCAGCAGCUCCCUCAGACGUUCCAGCAGCUCCCUCGGAGACCCCGGCAGACGGCCCAGCAGCUCCCUCAGAGACUCCAGCAGCUCCCUCAGACAGCUCCGCAACUCCUCCUCGAGUUAGCCACAGCUCCCUCACACCACCAGCCACAGUGCACCACUGCCACUCCCUUGGAGUUCCAUGAUUGUGCCGUUGUAGUUCUGCAGGACUGGUGCUCACCUCCCAUACACACAGCAAGACAACGCAGCCACCUGAGAUUCUGCUGAAGUACUGGCCUGCUUCCCAAUAUGGAAUCUUCAAUUUUGUUUGUUUUUCUAAAUUAACAUUUCCUUUAAAGCGUUGGUAUUCAGAUGAGGAUCUAAGACUUGAGAAUGUGGACAAAUGAAAGUCAUUCAAUACUGGGGAUGGAUUUUUGUAAAAUAAAAUUAAAUCUAAUUUUGCCUA
Messenger RNA from Hemiscyllium ocellatum (epaulette shark), 3629 nucleotides. RefSeq names its product X-ray repair complementing defective repair in Chinese hamster cells 6 (gene xrcc6). Gene Ontology annotation, molecular function: damaged DNA binding; telomeric repeat DNA binding; DNA helicase activity. The record is from RefSeq and is a predicted model, not a curated record. Gene Ontology annotation, cellular component: Ku70:Ku80 complex; nucleus. NCBI's taxonomy places the organism in Eukaryota, Metazoa, Chordata, Chondrichthyes, Orectolobiformes, Hemiscylliidae. Gene Ontology annotation, biological process: double-strand break repair via nonhomologous end joining; cellular response to X-ray; cellular response to gamma radiation. The coding region runs from base 109 to 1938 and encodes 609 amino acids. The transcript is spliced from 13 exons.